Messenger RNA from Meleagris gallopavo (turkey), 566 nucleotides. RefSeq names its product inhibitor of DNA binding 2 (gene ID2). NCBI's taxonomy places the organism in Eukaryota, Metazoa, Chordata, Aves, Galliformes, Phasianidae. Gene Ontology annotation, cellular component: nucleus; cytoplasm. The record is from RefSeq and is a predicted model, not a curated record. Gene Ontology annotation, molecular function: transcription regulator activity; protein dimerization activity. Gene Ontology annotation, biological process: cell differentiation; circadian regulation of gene expression; negative regulation of transcription by RNA polymerase II.
CGCGCCUCAGUGCGAGCUCCGGCGGCGCCGAGAGUGGAACGGCAGGCAGUGCGCUCCCCAGGUUUCGUGCGCUCUCCCCGCGCCCGCCUUUCAGCAUGAAAGCUUUCAGCCCCGUGAGGUCCGUGCGGAAGAACGGCCUUUCGGAGCACAACCUGGGCAUCUCCCGCAGCAAGACCCCGGUGGACGACCCCAUGAGCCUGCUGUACAACAUGAACGACUGCUACUCCAAGCUGAAGGAGCUGGUGCCCAGCAUCCCGCAGAACAAGAAGGUCAGCAAGAUGGAAAUCCUGCAGCACGUCAUCGACUACAUCCUGGACCUGCAGAUCGCGUUGGACUCGCACCCGUCCAUCGUCAGUCUCCACCACCAGCGGCCGGGGCAGAACGCCGCCUCCCGGACCCCGCUGACCACGCUCAACACAGACAUCAGCAUCCUUUCCCUACAGGCAGCCGAGUUUCCCUCAGAACUAAUGGCAAGUGACAGCAAAGCGCUCUGUGGCUGAAUCGCACGGUGUUCCACUGAGGAGGUUUUUCUUUUUCUUUUCUUUCUUUUCUUUUUCUUUUUUUUU